Messenger RNA from Seminavis robusta, 1452 nucleotides. NCBI's taxonomy places the organism in Eukaryota, Bacillariophyta, Bacillariophyceae, Naviculales, Naviculaceae. The record is from the annotation of a GenBank genome assembly.
AUGAGAUUUGGUGUCGGCGCUCUCACGGUGGCUUUGGCACUCUGUGGAGCCUCUGUGUCCACCACGGAAGCUUUCAGUGGUGUGGUUCGACCAUCCCCACGACGGGCUUUUGGAGUCGCAUGGAGUGCUGCUCCCACCAGCCUUGCUUCAGGUAUCAAAACUCGAUUUGUGAGCACUUCUGCUACUAGACGACAAUUGGCAGCUGGAGAUGACGAAGAAGAUGGAUACGAUGAACCACUCGCCAAAGGCGUGGAUUCCGUAUCAUGGCUUCCUACCGUAGCGGGAUCCAAGAUGGUGGAAACUAGUUCGGAUGGUGUUGAGGACGCCCAAGUCCUUCCCUUAUUUCCACUGGGUGGAAUUGUCUACACACCCAACUCGGAACACGUACUCAACAUUUUCGAACCACGCUACCGGUCCAUGUACAAUGACAUUCUCAUGAAUGGCACCAAACGCUUUGUCGUGAGCAUGUCGCAUCCCACUGAAGCCGGACGAUUCGCCCAAAUGGGUGUCUUGUUUGAAUUGCAAGAACUCAAAGAAGUCAGCGAACAAACCGCCGAUCAAAUCAAAUAUAUUUGCAAUCAUCGUGUCACGGGCCGGGUCAAGAUACAUCGGGUCCUCAAUCCGGAUGUCUGGGAAUCCCGAUCCACCUAUUUGCGUGUAGAAGGAACCAUUUUUGAUGACAGUGGACGUGACGAUGAGGAUGGUGAAGAUGAUGACGAAACAAGUGAGGCGGUGGAGGAAAAGAAGGACGAAUCCAUGGCCAACGAUGUCUAUGGAGCCGUGACGGCGGCGUUGGGAAAGUAUUAUUCCAAGGAAGAAAAGUCGCUCAAGGAUGCCUUUGGGGAUCUGGUGGAGAUUCAACAUGAACUGGAAGAAGAUGUACGAUUCACCAAAGCAUCCGUCCUGAGUCUGGCCGUCAAACCAGGACCAGGAAAGGACGGAUUGUGGCAAACGGUGCGCCUCUGGCAGAGCUUUGCCGAUCAACGCUUAAUGGCACGUCAGAAUGAUCUCCAAAAGGACUUUCAAGAGAAAUUGCAAGAAUUCCUCAAGAAAGAAAAGGGACUCAAGGAUGAGGAGCUUCCAAGUGCCAUUGGAUUUCAGGAUUUGUCGCCAGGUCUGCAGCAGGAAGUACAAGAUCUGCAAAAGCGCAUGGCAGUGGAGCUGCAACCCUUGGUUCUCGAGUCGACACUCACCAUGCAAAAGCUGCUAGAAACAGAAAGCCAUGAGGCUCGAUGCAAGUUGCUACAGUUCUUUGUGGAAGCCGAACGGAAACGACUGGCAACCAAGAAAUCAUUGGCAGGAAUGUUUGCUGGUGAAACAGCUGGCUCAUCGGCUGAUAUUCCAGAAGAAGAACGGCUAGGACCAUCGUCGUCGUCAAAAAGCAGUAGUAGCGACGACAGCAGCGCAUCGUCCAAAUCAAUACUCACAGAUGAGCCAGAUGCAUGGGGCUAA